This is a messenger RNA of Volvox carteri f. nagariensis, 1929 nucleotides long. RefSeq lists its product as uncharacterized. The transcript has 5 exons. The record is from RefSeq and is a predicted model, not a curated record. Lineage: Eukaryota; Viridiplantae; Chlorophyta; Chlorophyceae; Chlamydomonadales; Volvocaceae. The coding region runs from base 1 to 1929 and encodes 642 amino acids.
AUGCAGCAAAAUACCGACCAGCUACACAGGAUGGACCCCAAGCUAAACGAAAUUGAUACCGCGGAGCUCUCAUUAAAACGGUUGCAAGAAGAGGUCGCCAAGGCAAUUUCAGAUGUCGCGGCUGUGAAGGUGGCUCUGGAAACAAUCCAGCAGGCCAACACCACAGCCCAACUCACGCAGGCAGUUACGGAGCAGGGGCAGAACCUGAAGGCCCUUUCCUCCCAGCUGGAGGAGGUGCGCAAGUCAGGCAAGGAAGCAGUGGAGGGCCUGGGCUUGCAGUUGGCGAGUGUGGAGACGAACGUUAGCAAGCUGGCCACCAAGCUGGACUCCCACAACAGCGCCCUCAAGACGCUGGCCGACCAGUUGGAGCUACACCAGAACUCCACUCUGUCGGCACUGCAGCAGCAGACGGCGGCGGUGUCAGAGGCUCUGGAGGCGCACAAGGCGCUGCAGGAGCGGGUUGACAGCCUCAGGCUGAGCGCAGCAGCGGGACCGGGGUCGGACGGGAAGGAGGGGACAGCCACGAGCACCUCAGCGGUGACGGCGGCGGCUUCAUCCGGUGGGACAGAGGCCGGCUCAGCAGCCGGCCCUGCUGGGACAGAGACAGGUCUGGCGGCCGGCAAUGUGUCUGCUCCACGUCGGAAUGCGCUCAAUAAGACCGAUGCUAACACGACCACCAGCAGCAACAGCACUACCGCUCCAGGGCCGGGGUCCCAGCAGUUGGCGGCGGCAACGGAUGUGGGCAGCGGCGGCGGCGUGUCAAACUGGACAGCCGCCAGCGGUGCGGCAGAUCGCGCGGAGGAUAUCUCCCAGUCGGGGCCCAAGGCUCCAGUCGCGAACGCUACCGGCGGUGCGGCUGGCAGUCAGACCCCGUCCAUCACAGCAGCGAGCAUGGAGCAGGACGACCAUCUGGUACGGGAACAUACGGCCCUUACGCUGGACGAGGAGGCCGAGGGCAAGACUGCGGCAAAAACUGAUACAAGCUCUUCCGGCAGCAGUGGGAGCAGCUCUGGCGGUGCGAACUCGACAGCCGCCAGUAGCACGCAAGGAGCUGGGGCUACUACCACUGUUGCGAGCCCGCUCCAGUACUCCAAUUCCAACAUCUGGACGGGCUGGUCCGGCCCCACCGCGGCGAACUCGGAUGCAUCGGCCGCCGGUUCCAACACGACCGCCGGCGCCACGCAGGCUGAUACCGCCGCUUCCACUUCUACUACUUCUGGCGGCAGUCAAGGUGCGGUAACCCCUAUGGCCGCGGAUACGGUGGAAGCGGUAGUGAACGGGAGCGCCAGUGCUGCUACAUCAUCUACAUCCACAUGGGCGGAAAAGGUCACUGAGGGGACCGUGGCGACAGGUGCGACCCAAGGCACUGCGGCCAGCAAUGGUACGGCAGCCCUGGACGAGCUACAUGCGCUGGUCGGUACUACUACUACUGCUAAUACCUCCUCGGACGACACGUCAGCUGCCGGCGGCAGCACCGGAACCGGGGACAGCAGCGCUGGACGUGGCGAGGCGGACGUGGCGAGUGCAGGUGGUGCUGGUGCCACCGGAGGGGGCGCUUCAGGGGCGGAGGAUGUGACUGGUGCUGAAAAGCAGGUGGACGGGCGUAUGGACAAGGAGCUGGCGCGGCGCGGACACGGCGAGGCAGAGCAAGGGCAAAUGAAGCAAAGCGCGGGAAGUCAGGUCGGUGGAGGCCGCAGCCGCUUCAGUCGCAUGCACGACCAUUUCACCAAGCAACAGCGGCUUGGGCAGCAGAGCGGUGCGGGUGCGAGCGGUGUUGAGCGGAACAGCAAAGUGGACUCGGCGGGCACUGACUCUACCGGCUUCACUAAGGAUAAGGCCAUUGCUGGCUUUGAGGCUGCAGAUGGCGAAGGGAAUGGGGUCACCGGCGGUGGUACGCGAGCCGAGGAGGAGCAGUCCGCCGCGCGAUGA